AGGCGAGCAGCCAUUGGAUUUGGUGGUACAGUCAGGCGGCAAAUGUUGACCGGCGAUUGUGCCUCCGUUGAUCUGGAGUAUGAAUAUUUUAUUGAAAAAUUGAGCCGGCAGGGGAGAAACAGAGGAGUCUUAUUUAGACGACGGUGGUUGGUUGGUGAGUUUACAAAGGCAAAGUUCAGGUUUUGGAUACUGAAUUACUGAUAGAUAGACAGGCCGAGGAAGACAGAGCCGGGUGGCAGCAACAGAGAGAGAGAGAUGUCGAUUACUCUGCAACUUCGUCUUCUUCCCAAUCACACCACCUCCAACCAUUCUUCUGCACCUGCUACUACUACCCACUCCACAUUCCUUUCUCUGCCUUCCAAUCUCUCAAAUGCUGCUUCUUCCUCUCUGUCCAACUCUUCCUCCCUUGCCUUCCACCCAGUUCACAAACUCAAUUCCAUUCAGAAGCCCAGAUUCUCCCCCAUCAGAUGCUCCGUUGCCCAGGAAAAUGGCUCUGGAGCUGUGAAAGAGCGGAGUGUUUCAGUGGUUCUGUUAGCUGGAGGACAGGGCAAAAGAAUGGGUGCGAGCAUGCCAAAGCAGUAUCUCCCACUUCUCGGCCAACCAAUUGCUCUCUACAGUUUCUUCACUUUCUCGCAGAUGAUUGAAGUGAAGGAACUCAUUGUGGUUUGUGAUCCAUCCUACAGGGACGUCUUUGAAGAUGCCACAGAAAGGAUCAACAUUGACCUUAAAUUUGCACUGCCUGGGAAGGAAAGACAGGAUUCUGUCUACAGUGGUCUUCAGGAGAUAGACCUUAGCUCUGAGCUGGUUUGCAUCCAUGACUCUGCAAGACCUCUGGUGUUGGCAGCUGAUGUAAGGAAGGUCAUUAAGGAUGCAUCAGUGAAUGGAGCAGCAGUGCUCGGUGUGCCUCUCAAAGCAACCAUUAAGGAGGCAGAUGGCAAGUCAUUUGUAGUGCGAACUCUUGACCGCAAAACACUAUGGGAGAUGCAAACACCACAGGUGAUCAAGCCAGAAGUGCUCAGGAAGGGCUUCGAGCUAGUCAAUAGGGAAGGCCUAGAGGUGACGGACGACGUUUCGAUUGUAGAGCAUCUAAAACAUCCCGUUUUCAUCACUGAAGGAUCAUACACUAACAUCAAGGUUACAACCCCGGAUGACAUGCUGCUUGCCGAGAGGAUUCUGAACAUGAAUUGAGCUCCAGUGGAGAAGUCUUGAGUUUUUCAAAUGAUUGUUUGCCUACUGUUCUUUUGAGGCCUAACUAGGAAAGGAAAAUAAACAGGAUGUAGACGAUCGAUCAUUUAUGCACUGAUGAUACUUCAUGAAACUUGAACUAUUCAAAUGAGAACCGAGAAUGAAGACCAAAUCUACAACCUUGAUUCUCUUAUUCAUCAACGGAGGAAAAAGCAUGACCAAAAUGGGAGUGUGUAGCAGCAAAAACGAAAGUGAGGACCCUCUUUACAUAGUGAAGUAAACAUUUCUGUUGUUAUUGUUCCUGGGCAAUGUCGCAUCCUAAGAAAGAAUAUUGGCUUGU
Messenger RNA from Linum trigynum, 1525 nucleotides. The record is from the annotation of a GenBank genome assembly. NCBI's taxonomy places the organism in Eukaryota, Viridiplantae, Streptophyta, Magnoliopsida, Malpighiales, Linaceae.